AUGUCUUCAAAACGUAAUUCACCAGUAGAAAAGUCUAAUAAACGAACAAAUAAAAGUCGCAAAAAUGCUGCCGAAUAUCAAGAGCGUGUACUCAAUCAAGUUCGUGAAAUGUUUGAUUCCAUUUUAGAACCAGACGUUAUUUUAUCUGUGGUUCAAAAUUGUAACUGGAAAUUACAACCGUCCAUUGAAUGUUUGAUUAGCUUAUCAGCAAAUAUCAACACUUCCAAAGAGAGUGACAGAAAUUUCACCAAUUUUAAUGCAGAUUUGGAGAAGGACGAAGAAGGUGCAGUGGGAAAUAAUCGAGAUUCAAGUCCAGAAGAGGAUGCUUUUGAGGUUGAUACCGAUUUCACAUAUUUGAAUAUUGACGACGAGGAAUUACAAAAACAAAAAGAUGAAUUCAAAAGGUUUGAAUUAAUGCGAAAACAUACACAGGAUUGCAAUGAAGAUUUACCUAAACAUUUUUUUCAAGAAAAUUUUGAAAAAAUCUUUGACGACUUUAUUUCUUCCACAAAUGAUCCAUCAACAAUUAUAGAAGAUUCAUUAUUACCCAGCGGAAGUAAAACACAUGAAAGUUCACGUCAAUUUUCAAAUUUAUCUGAAGAACGUAAAAGUAAAACAGAAACUGAAUCACUUUGUGGUUUAAAGAUUCAAUAUCGAUUUGGUGGUCCCGAGGCAAGUUCCGAUGAUGAUGCUGAUGUGGUAAUUGAAAAGGAAAGCAACGAUCAAAUAAUAACAAAUUCCGAGAAUACAUUGACAAACGUUUGUCAAUUUUUAUCGUUAUCUACGGAAAGUUCGCCAAAAACAACAUUCCCUCAGGUUGAAAUGAUUAGUACCGCUUCGCCAAUGUCGUCGCCUGUUAAUGAAAAAUUCAAAGCCGGUUUUAAUGCCACACUAAGUCGAAUAAAAUCGACAAUUCAACGAGGAUUUAAAAUAAUGGUAAUAACACGCGGACUUCCCGGUAGUGGAAAAUCAUAUCUCGCAAGAAAUAUCGCUCAAUUGGCCGAUGAAAAUGAUGCUGCUCAAUUUAUUUUUAGUACUGAUGAUUUUUUUAUGAAAAAAGGACGUAUUUAUGAUUUUGAUCCAAUGAAAUUAUCAGAUGCACAUACAUUUAAUCAACAACGUGUUUCAAAGGCUGUGAAAGAUGGAAUUAGUCCAAUAAUUAUCGACAAUACCAAUACUCAAUGUUGGGAAAUGAAACCGUAUGUGAUUUUUGCAGUGCAAUAUGGUUACUUUAUUGAAGUUCUCGAACCAAAUACACUCUGGGCAUAUAAUGUCAAUGAAUUGGCAAAAAAGAAUAUACACAAUGUGCCGAAACAAUCAAUACAAAGAAUGCUUGAACGUUUCGAUAAAAAUAUCACCGCGGCAAAAUUGUUAAAAAUGUUCUCCUUGAAAUAUGAAUCCUUUAAUACACCACCACAACCAUGUUUAAAUGAUCAUGUCCUUAAGAAAAAGAAAAAAAAUCCUGAUAAUCUAAAGGAAACGAGGAAAAUUCAACGCAAAAAUAAGAAAAUUGAAGAAAAAUUGGAAAAUUACACUCCUGUUGGUGUCUCAAAUGCAACAGUUGUCAAUGCCAUUAAAACACCUCAAAAUGAAAAUCUAACUGCUUUGGAACUCGCUCUCAAAACUUUCGGUGGUGACGAUGAUGAUUUAUCGCCAAAAGAAAAUACACAACAUUUAAUUGAGGACAAAUGGGAUGAAAAUGGCACAAGUUGGGAAGACGAGGAAUUAAAAGUCGAAAUCAAUAAUCAAGAAUCAAAUAAUUUAAAAGAAACACUCAAUGAAGAAUCAUCGAGUUAUCGUCCAUUUGUUUUAAAAGUGGCUGAUAAUGUGAAAAAUGUUCACGAAGUAAAUGAAAUACAUCCCACCCUCGGUGCAAUUGGUUCUGAGAGAAAAAACAGUUUUAUUAAAAAUUUCCCUCCAAAUUCUUCGGAACUCGAUAAUAAUACUGUUCUCUCACAAUGUUGGGAUUUCACUAUUUUACUCGAUGGACAACAAAUACACAGUGUUGCACCCGAAAAUGAAUCUCUAAACGACGAAAGUCGGGAAAAUUCGAAUAAUUCCACAAUAUCGCGUUCGUCGGAAAAUUCACGAAAAGUUAAGAGUCCAACUGAAGAAUUAAAAGAGGCAGCUAAUGAUAAAGAUUCACCUGACAGUGGUACUAAAUCAUCCACAACUGAAUCUUUCGAACAUAUCGAUUCAAAUAGUGAGGAUUCAUCAUUUGAAAUUCGUGAUCUAAUCGACGCGAAAGAAACAACAGAAAUAGAUGAUGAAAUUACAAUAAAUUCAGAGCACGAUCCACAAGCGAAAGUCAGUUUUGGAUCAAUUAUGAAAUUCAUUAAAAAAUCAUUCCUCGGCGUUAAUAAUAAUAAUAACGAAUCAUCAAAAGAAAAAAAGAAAAAUUCCGAAACUGUCAUCAUUGAUUCUCUAACCGAAAAAUUACAUUCACCCGUUAAAGAUCAUAAUUAUUGUAAAACAAAGAAUCUCGAUUACGAACAUUGGAUUAUGCCCGUCAAUGAACAUAAUUAUUCAAAAACACCUGAUGACGAGCCAGAAAUUGAUGACACCUUAAGUAAGAAGCUCGCCGAAUUUUCUCAAGAUUCACCAAAUAAAUUAAAUUUAGUUUGCGAAUCACAAGGAAAUUUCAAAUGUAUUGAUUAUCUUGAUGAUUCCCUAAAAGAAAAUUCAAAUUUCGUUAAUAUUUCCCCCGAUAUUGAUUCAUUGGAGAAAGUGAAUAUGUCAAAUUUUGAGAAAUUAGUUUCCAUUUUAAAUGAAUCACGUGAUAAUUUAGAUGCACUGAACUCUAAAUUUGAAACAAUAAAAUUGACCGAAGAAAAUGAGAAAUUAAUUCUAGAAGAGAAGGAAAUACAAAGUAAUCAAGAUAAUCGUUUAAGCUUUACAAAAGAAAUUGACGAAACAUUACUUCAAAAAAAUGAAAAUCUUUCAGUAAAAAUCGAUAAGAAUUCUGAUCCAAGUGAAGAAAUGAUUGAUAAUAUUAAUUCAAUAUCAUGGAAAGAAUCACCAUUUCCAAUUUAUGGUUCCGAAAUUCCAAUGAAAAUUGUCGAAGUAUCGAAAACAAUUAUCACAGCAGAAGCUGCAACAAAUACAAAUUUCUACGAUUUUAAUGUAUCAUUCAUUGGCGGAACAAAUGAAUCCGAAUACACAAUUUUGGAUACAUUCAAUCGAAGUAUCAACGAGGGGCAACAAAUUCCAAAUUUCGAGACACCACCACCAAGAAAAUUAAAACUCGACAAAAGUUCCAUGACAAAUGAAGUUGAUAUUUUACUACAAUUGCCAAAUACUUCUCAAAAUUCUGAGGAAUCAGACAAAGAAAUGAUUCAAGGUUUAAUUGAUAUGUUUCCCCACAUACCCGAAGAUUAUAUACUUGAUGUUUAUAAAAAUUUAUGUAAAGGCGAUUCAGAUUGGGCAAUUGAUGUAUUACUCGAUGGUGUACCAUCGGGUGGAAUUUUAAAAACAUCGGAAAAUUCAUCUUCGAAUUCAUCGCCUAUGAAUAAAAAACAAGAUAAUCUCAAACAAACUAUUGAAUCAAAUAAUGAAAGUAUGCAAAAUCGUCGAAAGGAAAAAUCAUUAAUUAGUGAAGAUAUUCUUGCAUUGAAAAAACAUCUUGAGGAGAAAGUGAUGAUAAGUGAGGCAUCUUAUCAUCCACAUACGUUACGUGUGAGAAAAUGGAGAAAUGGCGAGCCAGACGUUUCGACAGAAGAAAUUAUUGAAGCACAAGCGAAAAAUAAAAAUGUCCUUCAAUUUGCCAAUGAUUCGAGAUCAGGUUCAUCACGAGAAUCGCCAAUAAAUGAAAAUAUUUUAAAAGAAAAAGAAGAGAGCGACAGCGAUGAAUCAUCAUUGGAAUCUGAUGAAACAAUAGAAUUCGAUUUGGGUUGGGAAUUUAUCAAAAAUCUCGAAUCACAAUUUGGUAAUAAUGAUUUUCAAUUGCCUGAUGGACUAUUUCCGGUGAUUAAUAUGAAGAAAUCAUUAGCCCAAGAAAUUUAUUCACUGUGGAUUGAAUCAAUGCAACAGCAAAUGGAUGAUCAGCAAGAACAAUUGGAUGCAAUGAUUGCAAAAGACGCCGAAUAUGCAAAAUCAUUAGAAGAAGCUGAAGCUAAAGCUGUUAAGGAAUCCACUGUACCAAGUUUAAAUGAAGUCAUGGAUAUGGAAUUAGCUUUAGCGGUUUAUAAAAAUGACAUGAAGAAACAACAAGUGAGAGAAACGCCAAACGAUAUGGCGUCACGUUUAACGCGGCAAAUGUUAAAUGAAAUGUUCCCAAAUACUGAUCCCGAAACAUUGAGUGAAAUUUUAAAAGCGCACAAUGGAAAUUUUAAGGAAACUGUCGAAGUUUUAGAGGCGAGCACAGGACAGUCUUUAAGUUCAACAGGCGCUUUAGACAAACAAAAUAGUUUAAUCGAUAAACUAAAGCAACAAAAAUUGUCAAAAGAGGAUUCAAAAUCGCUUAAAGUGACGAGUUCAAAAAUUACAAAUGCAGAGCCAGAUGAAUUGACAUAUGAGCAAGUUUUGGAUUCUGCUCAUGAAUCAAGAAGAGAAGCCGAAAGACAAUUUUUAUUGCGUAAUGGAAAUUUUAAUAAAGCAUCUCAAGCUUAUAGAAAUGGAAAUCCUGCAGUUGCUUCAUAUUAUUCUGAAAUGGCUAAAUUACAUUCGAAAAAAAUGGAAACUGCCAAUUCAGAGGCGGCAAGCGCAUUUUUAGCGGCUCAAACACAUGUUUUAGGCGAAGAAAAUACACUAGAUUUACAUAAUCUAUUCGUUCCCGAAGCAUUACAGGCAUUGGAUAUAUAUUUAGAUCAUCAAUUGCAAAUGUUAAAUAGUCGAAAUAAAAGAUCAGUGGAAAUAUUAAUCAUUACUGGUCGUGGUGCUCGGAGUAGUAAUAAUAAAAGUAAAAUAAAACCUGCGGUAUCGAAAAGACUUACUGCCAGAAAUAUUGGUUUUACCGAAGCAAAUCCAGGAUGUUUAAAAGCAAGACUUUACAGACGCAACUCUUCUACGUAGAUGUUUUUUUUUAUACAUGGAGAUAAUUUUUAAUCCAAUAUAUAAGGUAAUCGUUCCACGAGAUAUAUACUUAUUUAAAAAAAAUAUAUAUUUUUCCAAAAAUCCUAUUUUCGUAUUUUUGUAAGGUUUUUUUUUUACAUCUUCGUAUUUGUAUAUUGUAAAUUUAUAUCGAGUCCUUCAUAAAAAUGAAGAUCACGUGACGAGUACAUCGAAUUAAUGUACACAUUUUUUAAAAGAAAUUUACAAAAAAAAAAUGUUCUUAUUCGGAAUCGAAAAAAAAGUUUAAUAAGCCUUACAAAUUUUAUACGAAAGAAAGAUUGAGGAAUAUUUUUCCAUCAUUAAUUUCUCUACGCAAAAUUAUCAUGGAUUGUUUAUUAAUUGAAAGGUAUCCUUUCUCUUCUACAUUUAAUUCAAUUAUUUUUAUUGAAUUGAAAAACAAUGAAAUUUCGUAAUUAUUUUACAAUUUUGAGAAAAUAAUUUUACUAUAUAUUUUUUUGCAUGCUAUUGUCAAAUUAUGUAUUUUUAAAGAUUGAUUUUUUUUAUUGGAAUUUUUAUAUUUAGUUUUUUUUUAAGAUGAAAUAAUAGAAAAAUAAUUGGAUUAAUUAAUCAAAUAAUUUA
Leptopilina boulardi is the source of this 5628-nucleotide messenger RNA. RefSeq names its product NEDD4-binding protein 2. The transcript has 7 exons. Lineage: Eukaryota; Metazoa; Arthropoda; Insecta; Hymenoptera; Figitidae. The coding region runs from base 1 to 5010 and encodes 1669 amino acids. The record is from RefSeq and is a predicted model, not a curated record. Gene Ontology annotation, molecular function: ubiquitin binding.